AAGAAAUUGUCCCUUUUAGCGGUUUCCAACUCAUCCCCUAAAAAAAGCUCGGAUUUUGUUGGGUUGUCCUAAGUGAGAGAGUGUUUGGGAUAUUUUUAGAGAGAGAAAGAGGGCAUUUAGAAAAAAAAAAAAGGAGGAUUUAAAGAGAGAAAGAGAGAGAGGGCUGGGAGUAUUUAGUAUUGAGUCUUAUGAUCUUCGGUUUCACUUUCUCUAUCCUCUUUUGCGCUGCUCCCCCAUCAAUUAUUUUCCUUUCUCAACCCCAAAAAACCAGAAUGGUAUUCAAAUCCACCUCUCUUUCUCUCUCUAAGCUCUUCUCUCUAAGCUUAAGAUGAGGGAUCUUCCAUUCUCGCCCCCAAAACCCAACAAUUACUGUUAUCCAAUGUCUCUAACAGUGGGGAUAGUGGUUUUGUAGGGUGGUUUUCUCAAUGGAUUUUGUGGGUGUAGAUGGUUUGGGGUUCUUGGGUACCUCUGAAACUGGUUUUUCUUGCUCUGGGUUUGAGUUUGAGAGCAAGCAAAAGGAUAAUGGUUUUGGAUCAGGGUGCCUUAAGCAAGGGAGGUCUGGUUCUGAUGAGGAAUGGAGGAGCUUUAAAAUGGCGAGGAGGGAAGAUUACAGUGCUUCCAAGGCAAUGGUGGCUCAACAACAAAGACCCACUUUGCUUAGAUCCAAUUCUUUGUACCCUGAUGCCCAGUUUGCCUAUUCUCUCUCUAGAACAGAGAGUGGCCAGUUGUGUUACUCUUCUCUCUCUAGAACUGAGAAUGGCCAGUUGGGUUACUCCUCUCUCUCUAAGACUGAUAAUGGUGGUGCAUUUUUCUCCAGUGAUGGAAUCUCUACCACAACCCCAGCUUUGCCAUUUUACCAGUCUACUCCUUACACCAAAAAUACAGGUUUAAUUUCAGGCAGCUCUAACGGGAACAUGCACGGGGUAAUGACAGGAGUGCGAGGGCCUUUCACUCCAUCGCAGUGGAUUGAGCUUGAGCACCAAGCCCUCAUAUUCAAACACUUGACAACAGGAGCUCCAAUCCCAGCUAAUUUACUGAUUUCUCUAAGAAAAACCCUUAAUCCCUCUGGUUUCCCAAGUUAUUCAGCUGGAUCUCUGAGACCCAAUUCGUUGGGGUGGGGGUCUUUUCAUCUUGGUUUUUCAGGAAAUUCAGAUCCCGAACCAGGACGGUGUCGAAGAACUGAUGGGAAGAAAUGGCGGUGCUCGAGAGAUGCGGUUGCUGACCAAAAGUAUUGCGAGCGACACAUGAACAGGGGCCGCCACCGUUCAAGAAAGCCUGUGGAAGGCCACACUAAUGGCCAUGCCUCCUCUUCUCUCCCUAAAACCAUCACCACCAACUCAACAACCACCUCGACAACAAUGGCGAAGUCGUUGACCUCUUCUUUAAAUGUGACUGUCUCAAAUGGUGGGGGUUCGAGUCUUGCGGUGGUGAAUCAGAUGAAGAGCUUGCCGGUUUCUGAAAGCUCCUUGCCUGCCUCGCAGUUUGAUAGGUUCAUGAUCAACAAAGCGAAAUUUGAUGAACAUCAAGGCCUCUCAAUGGUUUCCUCAAUUGGACUUAGGCCAAAAGCCCCUUCCUUUCCACUACCAAAGCAAAACCUUCCCUCUGAUUUUGGUCUAAUUUCCUCCAAAAACUUGUUAAACCCAUCAAGGAACUCAUAUUUACAUAGCCGAAACUUCAUUGAUGGGUGGCCAAAAACAUGUUCUGAACCAGAGGAGAGAACCCAACUUUCUAUAUCUAUCCCUGUCGCCUCGUCCGACUUCUCUUCCUCUUCUUCAUCACCCACUCAAGAGAGCGCGUCCCUUUCUCCCCUGAAACUCUCUAGAGAUGUGGACCUUUUUCAAAUGGGUUUAGGGGUUGGACCCCUUAAUGAAACAUGUAAUCGACAAGCUAAUUUGUUACCCAUUUCAUGGGAGACCUCCAUGGGAGGACCUCUUGCUGAGGUCCUCAAUUCCACAAAUAACCCUAAAGACUGUAAGAGUAAUUCUUCUUCGGCACUUAAUCUCAUGGGUGAGAGCUGGGAAAUGAGCCCAAGAAUGGGGUCCUCACCUACAGGAGUUCUGCAAAAGGCAUUCGGCUCUCUCUCUAACAGUAGCACAGGAAGCAGCCCAAGAGCAGAGAACAAAGCCCAACAUGAGAGCACCAGUCUCUGUGAUGAUCUAUUUGUUUCGACUUUUGUAAAUUCAUCUUCAAUCCCAUCAUUGUGAGUUCUUGGUUUCUCUCCUGUGUAUGUCUCCCCCUCUGUGAUGAGGCUAAAACUUUGGGUAAUGGAAAGGAGGAAGAAAAACAGUUCAAUCUGAGAGCAUCUGUGGCUCCUUUCUCUUUCAUCUCGUGCUAUUUCAUUGAUUUCUUUUUCCUUUUUAUAGUUUGUUGAAGAAACAGGCCUGCAUUUCUAGUGGGCAAUUUUGUGCUGGCUUCCAACUGAUACCAGUCAUUUCAGUUUGUGUUGA
Messenger RNA from Amborella trichopoda, 2447 nucleotides. Its product is annotated as growth-regulating factor 7. Gene Ontology annotation, biological process: developmental process; regulation of DNA-templated transcription; DNA-templated transcription. Gene Ontology annotation, cellular component: nucleus. NCBI's taxonomy places the organism in Eukaryota, Viridiplantae, Streptophyta, Magnoliopsida, Amborellales, Amborellaceae. Gene Ontology annotation, molecular function: ATP binding. The record is from RefSeq and is a predicted model, not a curated record.